CGGCGAUAUCUUAUCCUUUUCCUAAAUGAACGGCUCCGAUGGAUUCCGCUAGUCCAAGCCGUUCUGUCCACGUAUCAUCGUAUUUCUGAAGAAGUUGCCGAUGCGAUUCGUAAGUUUCAGCGACAGAAUAGGACUAGAAGCAAGGACAAGAAGUAAGGGCCGUUUUGGAGGAGAGCAGAGAAGCUUCAGCUCGCCUUUCCCCUUGUCCUAUCUAGAAGAAUUCCACUAGAUAUUCUUUGUCUCUCUCCUUCGUGAGUCUUGCUGUUUGGUUGACCUGAAUGGUUAUGCUGGCGGUACUCGAAGUGCUGGUCUUCCCUUUGAACGGCGAGGAGACUUUCUUUGUCUAGAAAUCCAAGAAUUCGACGGAGGCAAGAUCGCUGAAGCCUUGAAGAAUCUCUCAGGAAGCAUCACACCGUAGAAAGGUGUUUCUUUUUCUGGUAGCAGAAACCCUAACCACAACUCUAUUUAGGGAUCUUUUGGAUUCUCGGUUUGGUUCGUUCUAAUCUCUGCUUCUGUUUUUCGUGUGUUUUUUCUGGGGUUCUAUCGGUAAUUGUUCUACACUUUUUGUAAGCUUUAUUCUUGCAAAGAGUUGGUUUUGUUAGCUUAGCUAAUUGAUUCAGUUAAAUCGUUGGAAGGUUUCACUAGCUAAUUGAUUCAGUUAAACCUGAUCUUAUUGAGUUUUUCCAUAUUGCUAUGCUUGAAUUGGUUGGAAUUUUUUUAGUUCUUAAAAUUUGAUGCCUACAUAAUUUUUUUUUUUUUUUUUUUUUUUUUUGCGCUGGACAUAGAGAUCAGAACGAGAUCAUUCAGUUGGGUCAGACAUCUGUGGUUGUAUAUCUGGUCUUGAUUGAUUCUUCCCUCUUGCACGUCCAGUUGUGUGUUCUCUCUCUUUCUUUGUCUAGUCCUUCAUGCUAGUUUCAAGUUUCUGAGAGCAAGUUGCCAAAUUGUUACGGAAUCAUUCAUCUGCAGUCUUCUCCAUCCAUCUAUGUCAAUCUAGUUCCAAGCAAAGGGUUAUUCGAGUUAUUCUUUAUUUUGAGACUUUUUGAGUUGUUCCUAAGUGUUAGUUCGUGAAUUUAGUUGUGCAAGGAACUCCUCUUCUUCCAUUUUAAACAAAUCCUCUAAGAAAUUCUCCUCAGGUUAAAUUUCAGAAAUCACUUUUUCUAUACCCAUUUCAUGUUUUUGUAUUAUAUUUUGGUGUGGGACUUCUUUUUUUGUGGAUUUUUAUGAAUUACUGUCAAGGAAAUCAUCUUCAUCCUGCGACUAAAUCUGUUGAAGAGAACAUCAAGAAAGGGCUUGAGUAUAGCUGAAGCAGGGAUUUGGUGCUAAUUAGAUCAGGAAAAUAGGGUUAAGGAGGACAAGUUUUACCUUUUAAUCCUAAGAUCGCUGUAUACUGCUGAGAUUGUGUGGAUGAAUCUGUGCUGUGCUGUGGUAGAUAAUGCACCUGUGGUAGCUGUUGGAGCAGAUGGACAAGAGACUGUGACAGGGAACAGUUUAAAGCCCUUGGAAGAAAUGGAUAAUCUUACUGAUGAAAUGUUCAAUGUUAUUACUGAGCUAGAUACCUGCUACUCCGACAUGACCCUGCUCGAAGAAAGAAGAAUUAGUGACAUUAAAGAGCGGCUUUGCAUAUUGGAGGAAAAAGUCCUCAUCUGGGAUUCUGAUCAGCUUAUGACAUCAGAUAUGGAUUCUGAAGAAAUAGCCAAGUAUUUACAAGCUGGGGAUGAACUCCGACAACUCAUCGAACACUUAGGGAACUUGCAGUCCAGUGAUAAAGAUGGGGAACAAAUUGAACUCUUAAACCGCUCCCAUAGUAUUAUGCAAAUGGCAAUGUCAAGGCUUGAGGAUGUGCUUGUCCACCUUCUAGUUCAGCACCGGCAGCCUGUGGAACCUGACCAUAUGUCUUUUCAUUCAACAGAGGAGGAUAUUGUGACUGAUUACUCGAGCAGCUCAUUUGAUGAUGAAUCAAUUGAUGGUGAGAUUCAGAGUGAUGCUGGUAGAGAUUCAGAAGAUUUUGUGAUUGAUUUGAUCCACCCUAGUGCAAUUUCCAGUCUUAAGUCCAUUGCUGAGUUGAUGUUCCAGUCAAAUUAUGACAAGGAAUGUUGUCAAGCUUACAUCAGUGUCAGAAAAGCUGAACUUGACGAGUGCCUGGCAGUUCUUGGUAUGGAGAAAUUGGGCAUUGAAGAAAUUCUGAGGAUGGAUUGGAAUGUCUUAAGCAUCAAAACAAAGUGGUGGAACCGAGCAAUGAAGGUGUUCAUCCGGGUCUACCUUGUUAGUGAAAAACACCUCUGUGAUCUUAUCCUUGGAAACAUUACAAGAUCAGAGACAGAUUAUUGUUUUGUUGAGAGCUCAAGGAAUUCGAUCAUGCAACUCCUCAAUUUUGGUGAAGCCGUGGCCAUUGGACCUCCGAAGCCAGAAAAGCUGUUCCGGAUACUUGAUAUGUAUGAGUGUCUGAACGAUCUUCUUGUUGACGUAGAAGCUUUGUUUCCGGGAGAGUAUGGCUCUAGCAUCCUAACUGAAUGUCAUGAAGUUCUACUCAGAUUAAGUGAAUCCGCGAGGGGGAGUUUCAUGGAGUUCAAAUAUGCAAUUCGAUCAAACACAUCAACCACUCCAUUCGCUGGGGGCAGAGUCCAUCCUCUUACAAAGUAUGUCAUGAACUAUAUAAAAGCCCUUGCUGUUUAUGGAAAGACUCUUGAUUUGCUUCUUGAGGACCUACAUGAAAAUGAUCAAAUUUCAGCAGCAGAAGAUGAUCGGAGGGACACUUCUGUUCAUUCUUCUCCAACGGCUUGGCAUCUGCUGUCAGUGACCUCGAUUCUUGAAUCAAACCUGGAAGUUAGAUCCAUGUUGUACCAGGAUGGUCCAUUACAAAAUUUCUUCAUGAUGAAUAACAUUUAUUACAUGUUUCAAAAGGUCGUGGAUUCUGAUCUUCAAAACUUUUUAGGUGAUGAGUGGAUUCGUGCAUACAAAAGGAAGUUCCGGCAGCAUGCAACAAGCUAUGAGAGGGCCUCAUGGAAUCCAGUCCUCUCUUUUUUGAAGGAUGAGGGGAUCUGCAGCCGAGGUUCUAGCACUCCUUCCACCACAGUCCUUAAGGAGAGAUUCAAAAGUUUCAACCUUGCUUUGGAAGAGGUUUACAGGAUUCAGACUGCUUGGUUCAUUCCAGAUGUCCAACUUCGAGAUGAACUGAGGAUCUCAAUAUCACUUAAGGUGCUGCAGGCAUAUCGGACAUUCCUGGGUAGGUACUCUGUCCAUCUGGAUGGUACAAGACACCGAGACAGGUACAUCAAGUACUGCCCAGAUGAUCUGGAGAGGUACUUAUUAGAUCUGUUUGAGGGAUUACCUAAGUCAUUGCAGUGUCCAUACUGGAGGUGAAAGUUUCAUAUUAGCAUUGGUUUCCCCUUCCUUUCUUUCAUGAUCAUCUUGGGCCUUGCUGAUGUACAUAAAUUUUCCUAAUGUGUUUAUGUCCAUUCUUGAUGCAUGUGAUGUAUGGUGAGUUUCGGAAGAAGUUGGAUCUCCCAUUUUUUUUCUCCAUUUGUGGUUGUUGUUGUAUGAUAUAUAUUAAUCGUGACUUAUAAGCACGAUUUCUUUCUCUUGAGCUGCUUGCUCUGCUUGUAAUACAAUCAAAAAAAUAUAUUAUGCAUAUCAUGGUAUUCUCAUUUCCUUGUUUA
This is a messenger RNA of Phoenix dactylifera (date palm), 3656 nucleotides long. The record is from RefSeq and is a predicted model, not a curated record. NCBI's taxonomy places the organism in Eukaryota, Viridiplantae, Streptophyta, Magnoliopsida, Arecales, Arecaceae.